CACAUAAUCAUGCGAUCUUUUCCGCCGUCACCAUCGCCCGCCUCUAUUGAAAACAAUACUCAUGAUCAUCGUCACCUACAUGAAGACUUCACUCUUAUGAUCAUUGUCUUCGUUUUGUAUGGCAUCGUUGCCAUGUAUGCAACCGUUAAUGAUGAUCAUUCUCGUGGAACUAAUCUUAGAUUCCAAAGACGGCAACCGCCUCUACCGCUGUCGCAACCGCAACCGCCAAUGUGUCUGCGGCAGAUUGAUGCGAUGAUUAAAGAGAUAGUUGUGGACGUGGAAUUGUGUUGUCCUAUAUGUCUUGAGGAUUUGAAGAAGGUUGAUGCUGAUGAUGAUAAAGUGGUGGUUUGUUUAUCCAAGUGCAAUCAUAGUUUUCACAUGAAUUGCAUUUUUUCUUGGCUAAGACAGAGUCAGGAUUGUCCAAUUUGUCGUAGCUCGGUUUAUAGAGGUGAAGUGACAUUGAUCAAUAAUGGUGUAGGAGUAUGAGGU
This is a messenger RNA of Camelina sativa (false flax), 489 nucleotides long. RefSeq names its product RING-H2 finger protein ATL54-like. The record is from RefSeq and is a predicted model, not a curated record. Gene Ontology annotation, molecular function: zinc ion binding. NCBI's taxonomy places the organism in Eukaryota, Viridiplantae, Streptophyta, Magnoliopsida, Brassicales, Brassicaceae.